AUGAGCGCCGCGGGCCCCGGGCCCGGGCCCGGCCCCGACCCCGGCCCGCAGGAGGGGGAACCGGGGCACGGCCCCGGCACGGCCCGGCCGGACAGCCCGCAGGAGGAGUUCGACUUCUCCAUCCUCUUCGACUACGACUACCUGAAGCCGAUCGAAGAAGAACCGACUCCACAUAAAACCAACAGCCCACCCUCUGGAGUUACAUACGCUCAUGAUGUCCUGGACUGUGGCCUCAAGCCAUGCCCCCUGCCUUUUCCUAGCCUUUCUGCAGAUCCCAUGGGCAGAUAUGGACAGCCAGAUAGCAUAGGGCCAACACCUACACACCCUGCCAACGCUGCAGGGGCCUCUGCUCCGAGCCCUAGGAUUGAAAUAACUCCAUAUCAUGAACUGAUUCAUUCGGGGGGUCCCUUCCGCAGCAGAGACACAGAUGUUCUGUUGGUAGAACAUCAGCCAAACUCAGCCACCACUAGCCCGAGGGUUACCCUGCCUGUCCCUGGCUUUGAGGGCUACAGAGAACCACUGUGUCUGAGCCCAGCUAGUAGCGGCUCCUCUGCAAGUUUCAUUUCAGAGACAAAUGUAUCUCCUUGCACAUCACCAUGUGUUUCACCAAAUAAUGGUCCUAGUGAUGACCUUUGUCCGCAGUUUCAAAACAUCCAUACUCAUUAUUCUCCUAGAACCUCUCCAAUAAUGUCACCACGAACAAGCAUCACGGAGGAAGCCUGCUUGGGACGCCACUCACCAUCACCCUGUCCCAACUCAAGGUCCUCGUCGCCAGGUGCAAAGCGGAGGUUCUCUUGCACCGGGCUCUACGGCACCCCGCUGCCCUCCGCCUCGCCUCGGCAGUCACGGACCCCCUCUCCACAGCCCUCUCCUCGCAUCCCCCCGAGAGAGGACACCUCUGCAGUCACUUACACACAGCUGGCCAGCGCUCCCCUUUCCAUGGAUGCUAUGAGCAGCCUUCCCACGGAUCCUUCCUGCGGCGUCCCCACGAAGAUCUGGAAAACCAGCCCCGAUCCUUCGUCCAUGUCUUCCCACAAAAACAGCAUUCCGUGUCACGUCUUUCAGGCCGUUGACUUCCACGGGCCCUGUGAGCAGGAGGACAGGAGAAACUCGGCCCCAGAAUCCAUUCUGUUGGUUCCUCCAUCCUGGACAAAGCAGCCGGUGCCUGCAAUACCAAUCUGCAGCUUGCCCGUGCAGUCCCUCCCUCCCCUGGAGUGGCCCCUGUCCAGCCAGUCUGGCUCCUACGAGCUGCGCAUCGAGGUGCAGCCCAAGCCCCACCACCGCGCGCACUACGAGACCGAGGGCAGCCGCGGCGCCGUCAAGGCUCCCACCGGCGGCCACCCCGUGGUCCAGCUGCACGGGUACAUGGAGAACAAGCCCCUGGGGCUGCAGAUCUUCAUUGGCACGGCGGACGAGCGCAUCCUGAAGCCCCACGCCUUCUACCAGGUCCAUCGCAUCACGGGCAAAACCGUCACCACCACCAGCUACGAGAAGAUCAUUGGCAACACCAAAGUGUUAGAGAUCCCCCUGGAACCCAAAAACAACAUGAAAGCAACCAUCGACUGCGCGGGGAUCCUGAAGCUGCGCAACGCGGACAUCGAGCUGCGCAAGGGCGAGACCGACAUCGGCCGCAAGAACACGCGGGUGCGCCUGGUGUUCCGCGUGCACAUCCCCGAGCCCAGCGGCAGGAUCGUGUCCCUGCAGGCCGCCUCCAACCCCAUCGAGUGCUCCCAAAGGUCUGCUCAUGAGCUUCCAAUGGUUGAAAGACAAGACAUUGACAGCUGCCUGGUUUAUGGAGGACAGCAGAUGAUCCUCACUGGACAGAAUUUCACAGCAGAGUCCAAGGUGGUGUUCACAGAAAAAACAUCAGAUGGGCAGCAGAUCUGGGAAAUGGAGGCAACGGUGGACAAAGACAAGAGCCAGCCUAGCAUGCUUUUUGUGGAGAUUCCCGAGUACAGGAACAAGCACAUCCGCACAGCCGUCAAGGUGAACUUCUAUGUCAUCAAUGGCAAAAGAAAAAGAAGCCAGCCCCAGCAUUUCACCUAUCACCCAGUACCAUCAAUCAAAACAGAGCCCAUUGAUGACUAUGAUCCAGCCCUAAUCUGCAAUCCAGUGCACAGUGCUCUGGGGACAGUAACACAGCCUUACUAUUCACAGCACUCAAUGGCCACCGAGUCCCCUUCCUGCCUCGUGGCCACCAUGGCUCCUUGCCAGCAGCUGCGCUCAGGCCUCUCCUCUCCCGACUCGCGGUACCAGCAGCAGAACCCGGCUGUCAAUUACCAGAGGAGCAAGAGCCUGAGCCCCAGCCAGCUGGGCUACCAGCAGCCCGGCCUGAUGGCCGCGCCCGCGGCCAUGGCGGACGCGCACAGGUCCGUGCUGGUGCACGCCGGCUCUCCGGCCCAGAGCUCGGCCGUGCUGCAGCACUCCCCGGCCCACCAGCAGUCUUCUCCUGUCAUCCACUACUCUCCAACCAACCAGCAGCUGAGGUGUGGCAGCCACCAGGAGUUCCAGCACAUCAUGUGCUGCGAAAAUUUCACGUCCGGCGCGUCGAGGCCCGGCCAGGCGCAGAGGCUCAGCCCCAGCUCGUACCCCACGGUCAUCCAGCAGCAGCAGGCGGCCCCGGGCCAGCGGGCGGCCAAGAACGGGCCACCAGGGAGCGAGCAGAAGGACGUGCUGCCAGCAGGAGUGACCAUCAAGCAGGAGCAGAACCUGGACCAGGCCUACCUGGACGAUGUUAACGAAAUUAUCAGGAAGGAAUUUUCUGGACUCCCUGCCAGAAGCCAGACAUAGAAGAAGAGAUUUGUGAGACAACUUUUACCAAAC
Molecule: messenger RNA, 2823 nt
Organism: Pyrgilauda ruficollis (rufous-necked snowfinch)
Lineage: Eukaryota; Metazoa; Chordata; Aves; Passeriformes; Passeridae
Gene: NFATC2
Product: nuclear factor of activated T cells 2
Exons: 10
Coding region: 1-2790 (929 amino acids)
Biological process (GO): cytokine production; calcineurin-NFAT signaling cascade; regulation of transcription by RNA polymerase II
Cellular component (GO): transcription regulator complex
Molecular function (GO): RNA polymerase II cis-regulatory region sequence-specific DNA binding; DNA-binding transcription factor activity, RNA polymerase II-specific; transcription factor binding
Source: RefSeq, a predicted model, not a curated record